Molecule: messenger RNA, 417 nt
Organism: Capsaspora owczarzaki ATCC 30864
Lineage: Eukaryota; Filasterea; Ministeriida; Capsasporidae
Exons: 3
Coding region: 1-381 (126 amino acids)
Molecular function (GO): phosphatase activity
Source: RefSeq, a predicted model, not a curated record
AUGCAGAUCCAUCUCGGACUGAGCGCGUGGAAGCUGGACGCGUCGUCGUGGAAGCCAGUCAGCGACGAGCUCGUCAAGGAAGCGCUCGAGAUCACGCUCGACGUCACAACACACCCAGUCAUGCUCAUGUGCAGCUCUGGCAUUCAUCAGACAGGAACGAUCGUGGGCUGUCUAAGACGACUCCAGAACUGGAAUCUGACAUCAAUUUUAAACGAGUAUCGGUUAUAUGCUGGCUCCAAGAGUCGGUACACGAACGAGCAAUUCAUUGAACUUUUCGAUCUCGAUCUAGUGCGCGUGCCUCUCAGUCCUCCGGCGUGGUUUGUGCAAAUGACCGAGCCAAUCGAGGGUGCGGUCAAUUACAACGAAACGGCCGAACGAUGACAAAUUUCUGCCUCCCCCAGCAAUGUUUGCGUCGAA